Messenger RNA from Aureobasidium namibiae CBS 147.97, 2289 nucleotides. RefSeq lists its product as uncharacterized. The record is from RefSeq and is a predicted model, not a curated record. NCBI's taxonomy places the organism in Eukaryota, Fungi, Ascomycota, Dothideomycetes, Dothideales, Saccotheciaceae. Gene Ontology annotation, biological process: amino acid transmembrane transport. Bases 1 to 2289 code for a protein of 762 amino acids. The transcript is spliced from 2 exons. Gene Ontology annotation, molecular function: amino acid transmembrane transporter activity.
AUGUCAGGCAAUCGCAGCGGCACAUCACCGCAACCCAUUGGGUCCGCACCCCCACGUUCACCCUCCCCGUACGGCCAAGGCUCGCCGUCUUCUCGCAGCUACUCGACCGCCAGACUUGCGAGUCCCGUUCCCUUUGGCACUCCUCCCAUCAGACAGAUUCCCACCCCGCGUCAGCUCGACGGCCAAGACGACUCCCGCCGCGACAGUGCAGACGACAAUGAGCCUCUGCCCGGAGCGUCAUAUCCUCGAGGCUCCAUCCCCGGGCCCGGCCCCUCAUCGCUGUCGCAAGCCCUGAGAGGAAGCUUUGCUGCUGGAAGCCCGCCUCGUUUUGCAUCUCCUGCUCCCGCCGCCCAAGCCUAUUCCGACGAUGCCUCGUACUCGCAAAGUCCGAACAAGAACGAAGACCUCGAGGUUUUGCGCCGGCACUUGGUCGGUCCCGCCCAGCGCACCUCGCAUCAGAACCUCCAAGUCUCGUCAUCCUUCCGUCAAUCAGCCCUUCCCGAAGUCGCCAAUUCUGUCGAGAAUGGGCCUGGCAUCGACGAGGAGCACUUCUCGAGUCUUCAAUUGCAGGGUGGAGACAUGACAAGACACAUCUACCGCUACACCGAAGAGCGCGAGCGUGAGGAGGGAGAGCGCCAGGCUCGUGAGACUGGUCGUUUGAAGAGAAGUCUGAGUGUCAAUCUGCCUCGCCCAAAUGAAGACGACCCAGAACUUACAAACAUUAAAAUGCCUGGAGGUCUGCGCAGAGACUACAUUCGCCGUACUGCUGGUUCUCCUGCCCCCGAGGCACGCACCUCAAGACCCAACUACGGCUCCACUCGCGCUCAGACCGAGCCCCCUGCUCGUCAACAACCUCAGUUCCUGGCCAACAACUUCAUCGAGUUCCUCACCCUUUACGGUCACUUCGCUGGUGAAUCGCUGGAAGACGACGAUGAGGCUCUUGGGCCGGAUGAAUACUUCACUUCCGAAACCUACCAAGACGACGAUGACGACGAUCGGGAUGGCCAAGAGCGCGAAUGGGGCGAAGACAGCGCGUUACUGACCCCUGGUAAGCGCAAGCGAAGAAGAAAGGAGCAAGCUGGCAAGGGUAGUCCUGGCGGUGCUGCCAUGCUACUACUCAAGUCAUUCGUGGGAACUGGAGUCUUAUUUCUGCCCCGUGCCUACCUCAACGGCGGUAUGAUGUUCAGUAACUUGGUCCUCCUGGGUAUCGCUCUCCUGAGUUUCUGGUGUUUUAUCCUGCUCGUCAACGUCCGUCUGAAGGUCCACGCCUCUUUCGGUGACAUGGGCGGCAAGAUCUACGGCAGAUGGUUCCGCAACCUCAUCAACUCUUCUCUCGUCAUCAGUCAGAUUGGUUUCUCCUCGGCCUAUAUCGUCUUUGUCUCGGAAAACCUGCAGGCUUUUGUCUUGGCCGUCACAAAGUGUCGUACCUUCAUCGACAUCAAAUACAUGAUCUUGAUGCAGAUGGUCGUGUUCUUGCCUCUCAGCUUGUACCGCAACAUCAACAACAUUCAGAAGCUCGCUUUGAUUGCCGAUUUGUUCAUUGUCCUUGGUCUUGUUUACCUCUACUACUACGACAUUCUGACCUUGGUUGACAACGGCGGUAUCGCUGAUAUCAUCCAGUUCAACAAGGACGACUGGACCCUGUUCAUUGGUACUGCCAUCUUCACCUUCGAGGGUAUUGGUCUUAUUAUUCCUAUCCAAUCCGGUAUGAAGGACCCCAAGAAGUUCCCUCGUGUCUUGGGAACAGUCAUGGUUGCAGUCACUGUCAUCUUCAUCUCCAUGGGCGCUCUUUCGUACGCCGCCUACGGUAGCUCCACAAAGACUGUGGUCCUCCUCAACAUGCCUCAGGACAACAAGCUUGUCAACAGCGUGCAGUUCAUCUACUCUGUGGCCAUCUUGCUCUCCACUCCCCUGCAGAUCUACCCUGCUAUUGAGAUCACUUCUCAACAGCUCUUUAGUCGUACCGGCAAGUAUAACCCUUGGAUUAAGUGGAAGAAGAACGUAUUCAGAUUCUUCAUGGUUGCGCUCUGUGCAGUCAUCGCGUGGGCUGGUGCAGGACAGCUCGACAAGUUUGUUGCGCUUGUCGGAAGUUUCGCCUGCAUUCCUCUCGUCUUCGUUUACCCUCCCCUUAUGCAUUACCGUGCUGUCGCAACUCGCUCGUGGCAACGUAUUGCUGACAUUUUGCUCGUCAUCUUUGGGCUCUUCAUCAUGGGCUACACCACUGCGCUAACCGUGAUGAGCUGGGCUUCAGGAAGCCCGAAAGAGCCAGGAUACUGUGAUGGAAGAUGA